AUGUGUGAUCCCUCCCCUCCCUCCAGUGACGAGGCUGCCAACUAUGACGAGAAGCACGAGAAAGCUGCUGCAGAGAUUGCAAGGCGCAUUGGAGCCAGGCGAGGCUUCAUCGGUGUGCCUUGGAUCGAGGACGAUGAUUCCGAGGAGGAUGGGAAAAGCGAGACAGAUGCAGAGCCUGCACGCGCAGUGAGGGUUCUUGACUAUGCUUGCGGCACCGGUGCCAUGUCUAGAAGUUUUGCGCCGUACACGACGCAGUGCAUAGGCAUUGACCUCUCGCAGAAGAUGGUCGAUACUUACAACACGCGAGCUAGCAAUCAGGGUCUGGCUAGAAAUGAGAUGUUUGCAUAUAAUGGCAACCUCUGUAUCCCUGAUGACGAGGACCCAGAAGUCUUCAGAGACCCAGAGUUCUGGGACUUCGACAUGGCGAUCGUCGGGCUCGGGUUUCACCACUUUGACGAUCCUCUACUCGCGGCAAAGCGUCUUGUGUCUCGCCUGAAGCCGGGUGGUGUUCUGGUGAUUGUCGACUUUCUUACGCAUGCGCCUAUUGCAGGCCACGGGCAUGGGCAUGCUCAUGAUCACCAUCACGUGUUAAAGGCACUGCAAACCGUGACACAUCACGGCUUCGGGGAGGCGCAGAUCAGGGAGAUCUUUGUCGAUGCCGGGGCGGGGAAGGACUUUGCCAUUGAUAAGAUGGGCGAGGUGACUAUGGGGGUGAAGCUUGGGAAGAGAGGCUUGUUCAUGGCCCGGGGAACAAAGGGGUGA
Messenger RNA from Cryphonectria parasitica EP155, 762 nucleotides. RefSeq names its product S-adenosyl-L-methionine-dependent methyltransferase. The record is from RefSeq and is a predicted model, not a curated record. Bases 1 to 762 code for a protein of 253 amino acids. NCBI's taxonomy places the organism in Eukaryota, Fungi, Ascomycota, Sordariomycetes, Diaporthales, Cryphonectriaceae. The transcript is spliced from 4 exons.